Messenger RNA from Linepithema humile (Argentine ant), 1603 nucleotides. The record is from RefSeq and is a predicted model, not a curated record. NCBI's taxonomy places the organism in Eukaryota, Metazoa, Arthropoda, Insecta, Hymenoptera, Formicidae.
UUAAUAUAAAAGCGAAUAUUUAAGUUUACAAUUGGCUUAGUGUGAUGUGGUGCGGUGAUAAGUGCAGUGUGCAAAACAUGAAAAUAUGGAUUCAAAUAGAAAGGUUUAUAACAAUGUAGUGUGGUUGGCAGUGAUAGUCGUGUAGAAGCUUGCAAUUUCCAAACUUUUGCACUCUAAGCCACUACACAAAGCAAAUGCUUUGUGUAUACCGCAGGCUAACGUCUGCAGAAUUCGAACUGAAGAAAAUAGUGUCUAUCUAAUGUCAAAAUAGACGGUGUCAAUAUUCAUGUGUGAAUGUCGACAAUGUUGUCAUAGAAACGCUACCAAGGCUCGAGAAACAAAAAACGUUGCAGAAAACACGAGCACGAACAAGAUGGCAGGACUACUGAACGAAAAGUAUUUACAAGAUUGAACAUCGCUAUUGAUAAAAAUCGAAUUUUCACAAUGUCUGACACUAGUGAUAGUGACGACGAAAGUCGUCCAUACGUGAUCGUCCAAUUCGUGACAAGAGGAAGAAAAGGGUCCAUAAAACAACUGGACAUUGUGCCAAGAAAUUGGCUCGACUGGAACGCGAAGACAAAAAAAAUAAAAUGUAAAUUUCUUCCGCCACCAUACACUGAGAGAGAUUCCGAACUGUUACAUAACAUUGUAAAGAAUUUAGACACUGCACCAACAUCAUGGCCGGAGUACACCGUGGAAAUUAAAGCACAUGGAAAAACGUAUGCCGAUGCUCUGCUUAGAUUACAAUUAUUAAAUGACAAGGAAUUUGCUUUUACAAGUAAUUCAAAUGAAGAUCAAAAUGAAAAAUCAAAGAAAGUAGAAAAUUCAAUUCGCAAAAAAAAACUUUUAAAAAAUGAAAAACAGAUAAACGAACUAUUCAAUUCUGUCACGACAGUGGAAGAAUUUCUUCACGAGGAUCGUCUUCCAAACGAAUCUUUUAAAAUAUUAAAAAAGACUGGCGAAAAAUCAUAUGCAGAAAAAAUUGGUUCUUCCAAAUUAUCUAGCUCAUCUAAAUGCGAAAAUUUAUCAAAAAGACUUGAGAAAAAGAAUAAAUGCACGGACGAAUCUGCAAUAUGUGAUACCUUAUUCGAAGAUGAGUGUAUGUCACAGCAAACCAACGACAAAAAUUACACUGCAAUGAAAAAUGAUUCUUAUGAAGAAUCUAGUAAAGAUAAACAUGACAAAGAUGAAAAAUUCUAUGACUUGGACUUGUUUUCAAAUAAUUUAGAUCAACAGUGCCAGGAGGAAAAUGUCUUACUGUUUGAAAAUGAAAUACCCGUCAUAUCAACUAUUCCGAAUAUUUUAACAAACCAGCUAAACGAGGGUUCCGCUGAUGUUAUACAACAGUUGAAAUCUGCGAUUGAAAUAAAUGAUACAAAAAUAAAUUUGCUACUUUCAAAAGUAGAAAAUAUCGCAUUUGAUAUAAAAAAAAUAAAAAGUGUUCUGAUUAAUCAAACGGCUGCUUGUAAUUUAACACAAAAUUAAAAAUGGAAAAUUUUUGUUCUGAAUUUUGUGCUUAUUUACGUCAGUACAUCGAUGUAGAUCAAACAUUAUCGAAAAACAUUAGCAACAAAUUAAAAAUAAUUAUGUCAAGAGAGAUUGC